Messenger RNA from Helobdella robusta, 4455 nucleotides. RefSeq lists its product as hypothetical. The record is from RefSeq and is a predicted model, not a curated record. Gene Ontology annotation, molecular function: protein binding. Bases 1 to 3993 code for a protein of 1330 amino acids. NCBI's taxonomy places the organism in Eukaryota, Metazoa, Annelida, Clitellata, Rhynchobdellida, Glossiphoniidae. The transcript has 15 exons.
AUGCACAUAAAUAGUUCAGAUCGUACCCAUCAAAUCGCACACAACAAGUUUCAUUUAAAAAUUGACUAUCUGAAAUUUCAAUUACUGCAUCAAGGAUACCUAAAGGCUCAAUUUUGGGACCCGUCCUUUUUUGCUGUUCACGUCGGACAUUACCAAAAUAAUCAGCUCUUAUGGUUUCCCACAUCGACUUGCCCCAGCUACGUCUACGUAACAACCGGCGCCGGCAGCUCGUCAAUAAACGCACAGCCGCAAGGACAGUCAACUGACGCCAGUUGCAGGCAAGGUUGCACUGCUGAUCCUACAUGCCUGGCCUAUCAGGUUGAAACUAAUUCUGCCAAUGUCCAGUUUUGCUGGUUUCAAAAAAGUUCAGCUGACCUUCCAAACAAAUAUUAUCAGCCGAAUGUGAUUGAGUAUACAAAAAUUUGCUCCACCUCGACCUCUACCUCAAACAUAUGCGUGACUCAGUAUGUACAAGGAAACGCAAAUGAAGCUACAUCGGGAGCCAUACCACUCGCCACAUCAUCGGACCAACAAUGCGAACAGGCAUGCACUAACGAUGCAACUUGCAAAUCUUAUCAGUUAGAUAGCACUGCUGGAGCGGCCUGUCCAGUAAUUUACGAAGUUCCAACACCGAACCAGGUCUCUCUCGGCUCAACCCUUCGAACAAGCCUGACGAGGAAAUCAUGCGAAGGAGAGUGUUCCUCCAAUCCUUCAUGUGUUUCAUACCAGCUCGAAGUAAAUGCUGGAAAUGUUAUUUGCUGGCACCAACUUACAGCCAGCAACCUGGCAUACACGUACGUCACCAGCACAAUAACUGAAUAUGUUAAGCGAUGCGUUAAAGCCUGCACAAACAAAAACUUUGUCGAGUCUACAUCUUACGUGUCCAGAGGAGCCACUCAAACAGCUGGAAAUGCAGCCCAAUGCAGAGACACGUGCUUCAAUGACGAUAACUGUUUGUCCUACCAGGUUGAUAACCAAGGGUCCUGUUUCAUCCAAAGAGGACUCAAUCCUUUCGUUGAAUCCAACUUGUACGACAAGAAUCCUUCGAUCACUGAAUACAAGAAAGUCUGCGGUGUUUGGCCAAUAAUUGUGUCAACGCCAACAACUACAUCGACGAUUAUAGUUCCAUCGACACCAACAAGCUCCAGACUGUUCACAACUCCGACCCCUACAAUCAGAACUUUUAGUCUGACCACAUCAACACCCUCAACAUCAACAUCAACAACUACAUCAACAUCAACAACUACAUCAACAUCAACAACUACGAGAAUGAUUACAACUUCCACUACACAAAGAAUAGUACCUUCAACUCCAUCUUCUGGAUGUUUUACUUACUUGUGGUCUGAAUAUUUGGGCAACAAUGUGGCUGGAGGGACGUUCAACAGAGCAAACACCUUGGAUUCCUGCAAACAAGCAUGCAUCAACCUUCUACCCUGUGUGGCAAUUGACUUUGAUUUGAACAUGUCGCCAGCGGGUUGCUACAUUCUGACAACAACUGGUCCGAGGAAUUAUGCACCAGGAGUGAACCAUUACGACAUUAGUAGAGUUGAUUUGGGAUGCACAACAAAAGCUCUGCCAACGACGACAACACUGUCUGGCUCAACGGGACCAAAAUGCCCGUCCAUAGUGAAAAUGUAUGGGAUGAACGAUGAUGCAGGCACUCAAAUAGCAACAAACAUUGAUGAACAAGAAUGUCUAGCAAGAUGCAAUUUAGAUGCGUUGUGCUUAUCUGUUGACUAUGCUCUUUCUACCAGAAGUUGUUUCAUACACAGAAUUAUCACUGGUGCUCAAGGACAAGCAAACAGUUGCUGCAAUAGAUACAUUAGAUGCUCAGCAACUGCUCCAAAUUAUCCGAACGCCUGCUUGAACGACUUUUCAUCAACCUCAAACUCCAGCCCGGACAAACUUAAAAGCUAUAUGCAAAUACCUAGCCAAAACCUAGACUCAUGCAAAGAAAGAUGUCUAAACACAAAUUGUACCGGUUUUACAUAUAUCGAUUACACUAGCUCGUGUUAUCUUUUCAGAGGAGAAGUUAGUUCAAUAUCUUUUGAAUCUGGAUCAACUUUUUAUUCAAGGAGUUUUUGUAUUCCGGAUCUACCGGCUCCAACGACCAGAGAAUGUUUUGUUGACUUAGCAAUGCUGCUGGAUAACUCUGGAAGCAUAAAUGAGGGAACUGAUGUUGAUAACUGGGAAUUACAAAAAGAUUUUGUUCAAACAGUUGUCUCAAAAUCAAUAAGAUAUGGCUAUUAUUUGGAUCAUUUGGCUAUAGUAACUUUUUCCAGCAACGCUCAAGUUGUUCUUAAUUUCACAAACUAUUAUUCAAACUUUGCAUCUCUUUUGAGUUUCAUUAAAGCGUUGCCUUUUGCCGGUGCCGAGACAAACCAUCCGUCAGCUAUAAAAGCUGGUCGCGAAUUAUUUCAAUAUGCAAACGGAGGAGCCAGACCGGAUCAAGUUCCAGUUAUGGUGAUGAUAACUGAUGGAAGCGUCAGUUCUCAGUGGAGAAAUAUGUUUUCACCGGAAGUUGCCUUGUUGCAGAUAACAAACAUUAAAAGAUUUGCUAUCGGUGUUGGAAACAAGAUAAGUAUGGAUGAACUGAGCAGAUAUGCGUCACCAGGGGGCGUCGCUUGGGUCCCGUCGUUCUCACAAAUCAAUUUAGCUUUCAACAACCUCACACUCUUCAUAAACCAGUUCUCCUGCAAGUCUGUUACGCAAACCGGUGUACCAACAAGAGUUAUCACUACAACAACGUCAACUACUACCACGACAACUAGACAGAUUAUGACUACAACCAGUGCACAAAGUUUUCCUCAAACGGGAACCGACUGUACGUUUGGAGUUGCAUUAAAUGGAAUGCGAACUGGACAAACGGAUCCACUCUUAGUGGACGUUGUACUUGCCAACAGACUGAAUGGUUGGACUCAAAACAACGAUCAAUGCAGAAUGGAUUUGGACUCUUCAUUUAAUUUCGUGGAGAUAUGUGCUGGCAUACCUCCUCGAGCCACAGCACGACUGCAAACAAAAGGAGCUUAUCCCUCACCAAUUGGAUUUGACUGGCUGUCUACGAUGAAUGAUGGACUUGAAACAGGUUGUAGAUCAGCUGUGGCAUUUUUCACGAAGGGUGUGACCAUCAGCUUGAACUUGUUAAGUGGCAGCGUAGUCAGCACAAACAGUCAAACAGCGUGGUCCUCGUUCAGUAUCACAAACUCCAUGUAUAACAAUAAACAACUAUUUAGUGGAUUCAGCAAUGAACGUUACUCUGAGUAUCAGAUAAUUAGAUUUCCCAAUCCAUACGUCAAUCCAACCGACAACAUUUUCAACACAGCUGACAACACAUACGCCUGCAAAUCAAAUACGAAUUACUUCAUCAGUUUCUCCGCAGGAGUAUCCGCAUACACACAGGCCCAGAUGGUGAUUGAAGGAUUGGACGGUAUAUACACCGCGCAAAGAAUGAACACAAACACCGACGGAGUGACAACAAUGUCUCGCUCACUAUUUCUUCCAUGCUCAUCAACAAUCAGACUCGUAAACAAUUAUGGAAAUAUUGAGCCUGGGAUAAACUCAAACUUAAUCUCGCUGGUGAUCUUCCCGUACGGUGUGAUGCAAGGAACGUCGGCUGCUUGGUCUGCAUACAGAAGCAGUAACUCAAACGCUGCAGAUCCUCUAACAUUCGACCAGUGGCGUAUCAGUCAAAAUGUAGGAACAAGCAACAAUGCCAUAGUUACCAUAAUUAUAAGAGGUUACUAUUAUAUAUAUGCAAGUAUAGGCGCUCCAGCCGCACAGAAAACAUCUGUCAGCUUGAGAAGAAACAAUGGAGUCGUGUUUAAUAUAGAUAGACUUUCAACAAACUCCAAUGGAGUGGAUAUCCUGGGGCACGGUGCAGUUAUUCUUUUAGAAGCAAACGACGUUCUCAAAGUUGUAGUUGAAAGCAACGGAGCAAUAACAAGUAAUUCUUACGGAUACCACACAUCCUUUUUUGGCUUUUUGCUUUAUUAACGCAAUAUGUGAUUGACUUUCGAAUGCGAUUAACUGGAUGACUGUCAUGUCCCGUUCUUGUCUAUUUAAAAUCCAACAUGUACAUAGCGGCCCUGAUUGAUUCGCAUAUUUAUUGAAAAAUGUAUAACGCACGUCUCAUAUGUGUUUUCGUACCUAAUUUUACUUAUUUAUUUGUUAAUCUUUGAUACAAAUGAUAAAUUAAUAAAUGAAUGAAGCCUCAACGUCCGAAUGUGGGGAUUAUAUUGCCAUGUAAUCCUGCUGGCAGAAUUACCUUUUUGAUCAUUCGUAUUUAGACCUUUAACCGUCUUUAAUGAUUAUCAUUUUAUUUUAAAAGUAGAACAUGGAACAUAUGAAUUUAGAUAAAUUAUUUCCUGAAUGAUUUUCUGUUAUUUUCUGUUUAAAACUGUAUUAAUUUGAUUAACCGACUUACAGUUUUAUAAAUAAAUUUUGAAAAGUUGCCCA